AUGGCGUCGUCCUCAGAUCAAGAUCAGGCUGCUCAGCUGCAGGGGCUGAUCCAGCAGCUCACCACAGCCGCCCAAGCCUGCGACUUCGCGCCAGGCAGCACGGGCUACAUUUCCAGAACCAAUGUCGCCGCCAUCGCCAAGGACAUUGUCCGUCUCGUGAUGGCACCGUCGGACAUGUCGAUGCACCACUCGGUCAAUAUGCUGGAGGUUGUCUGUAUUCGCACCCUGAUGGGGCUGGGAGUGUUUGAAAAGAUCCCGGUGGACGGUUCCAUUUCUCUGGCUGAACUCUCGAAAGCCACAGGCGUCCAGGACUCGUUGCUAGAACGACAACUUCGAUUACUCGUCGGCACCAAGUUCCUCGAGCAGACCUCCAACUAUGACUACGUGCACACCAAGUUCUCCCGAGCGUACAUCCAAGUGCCGGGCCCGGGGAACUUCUUCCAGUUCAUCAACGACGAGUGCCUGUCCACCAUGGUCCAUUUCCACAGCUACGUGAAGGAACGAGCCGCCCAGGACGGCAAGCCCGUGCAGGAGCCCGACGACCCUCUUCGCAACCCCUAUACCCACCGCCACGGCAUGGACGGCCACCCGGUGUGGGAGAUCAUGGCACAGUUCCCGGACCGCCUGCGCGCGUUCCAACUGGGCUUCAUGUCACAAGAGGAUUCGGUCCCCAUUAUCGGCUUCUACGACUUCUCAACGCUCUAUGACCCAGCGCACGACGGCGACCGCGCCACACUGGUCGACGUGGGCGGCGGCCAGGGCCAGUCCAUCAUCCAGGUCCUGCAGGCGUUCCCGACGCUCCGCCCGGACCACAUGGUGCUGCAGGACCUGCCGCAGCCCAUCGCCCAGGCGAAGGACUCCCCGAUCCUUCCGGCGGGCGUCACCGCUAUGGUGCACGACUUCUGGACGCCGCAGCCCGUGCGGGGCGCCAAGGCCUACUUCCUCCGCCGCGUCGUUCACGACUACUCGGACGACAACUGCGUCAAGAUCCUGUCCCACCUCCGCGACGCCAUGGCACCUGACAGCAAGGUCCUUAUCGCCGACAUGGUCAUGCCCCGCCGCGUACACGAGGCUGACCUACCCGCGGCCGCCAUGGACAACGUCGUGAUGGUCAUGGGUGGUAAAGAGCGCACCGCCGACGGCUUCAACAAGAUCCUGGAGGCCGCCGGACUGAAGAUGGUCAAGAUCUGGCACAGUCGCGAGGGCGGUGCCACGGGCAACAUCGUCGAGGCCAUGUUACCUGCGGCGGCGGCUGCAACCUCUUCCUCCUAG
This is a messenger RNA of Fonsecaea erecta, 1272 nucleotides long. RefSeq lists its product as hypothetical. The record is from RefSeq and is a predicted model, not a curated record. Gene Ontology annotation, molecular function: O-methyltransferase activity. The transcript is spliced from 3 exons. NCBI's taxonomy places the organism in Eukaryota, Fungi, Ascomycota, Eurotiomycetes, Chaetothyriales, Herpotrichiellaceae. The coding region runs from base 1 to 1272 and encodes 423 amino acids.